AUUCUUUUAAAGCUCUCCAACUACUAGGAAAAGGAGUAUUUCUGAUACAGCGAAGGAAAAGGAAAGCAAGAAACCAAAAAUUACCGAAAAGUGCUGUCAUGAUUUGUGGGUUGAAAAAUACAAGCCAAAAACUAUAAAAGAGCUAAUAGGCAACAACGCCGCCAUUACUCGGCUUUUGGAUUGGUUAAAGCGCUUUGACUCUUCCGGAAAGGCCUCUAAACCGCCAAGCAAAUCCGGCAAAACGCUCGAUCCGCAAACCCGCGCUGUAUUAAUAUCCGGCCCCCCAGGCAUUGGGAAGUCUUCUGCAGCUUGCCUGCUUGCCAAAGAGGCGGACUACGCCGUUAAGGAGUUUAACGCUAGCGAUACGCGCUCAAAAAGCUCACUGCACGACACGGUGAAAGCGUUGACUCAGACCUACGUGGUCAGUUUUUCUGGCGGGAAUUAUAAAAAACACGUGGUUAUUAUGGACGAAGUCGACGGGAUGUCCUCAGGGGACCGCGGUGGUAUCGCAGAGUUGAUCCAACUAGUCAAGCACACGAAAGUCCCGAUAAUUUGCAUCGCCAACGAUCACAACGAUCCGAAGAUUCGAUCGCUUCUGAAUCAUUGCCACGACGUGAAGUUUGUCCGUCCAUCCGCUCUCGCCAUUAAGGGAAGACUAAUGGGGAUCGCCCAAAAGGAAGGCCUGAAGCUUGAUUCGCAGACUUUGGAGCAAAUGAUUGUUUCCAAGCACAGCGAUAUUCGUCAGCUUUUAAAUCAGCUUUCCAUACUCUCUCGUAACUCGAAAACUUUUAGCUACGACGGUGUUAAGAAGGACCUUCUGGAGUCACUGAAAGAUGUUUCCAUCAAUCCUUUUGAAGCUAUUCAGAAGAUCUACAGUUUUGGAGAAAAUAAGAAAAUGAGCGUCAAUGAUAAACUCAAGUUCUACUUUUCUAAUGAGCUGGUCCCUCUUUUGAGCCAAGAAAACUUUUUGCACUUCAAGCCUUUUUUGGAGGGGAAUUUGUCGCCCAGUGCUCAACAACUGCGUACUCUCCAAUUGGUCAGUGAAGCCGCCAAUAGUUUUAGCGAAGGCGACCUUGUCGACACCCUGAUCAACCAAUUGGGCUCGUGGAAUUUGAUGCCGGUUAGCCAGCCACGUUGA
Molecule: messenger RNA, 1138 nt
Organism: Zophobas morio
Lineage: Eukaryota; Metazoa; Arthropoda; Insecta; Coleoptera; Tenebrionidae
Product: replication factor C subunit 1-like
Exons: 12
Coding region: 464-1138 (224 amino acids)
Biological process (GO): DNA replication
Cellular component (GO): nucleus
Molecular function (GO): DNA binding
Source: RefSeq, a predicted model, not a curated record